Molecule: messenger RNA, 768 nt
Organism: Chlorella variabilis
Lineage: Eukaryota; Viridiplantae; Chlorophyta; Trebouxiophyceae; Chlorellales; Chlorellaceae
Exons: 6
Biological process (GO): phospholipid transport
Cellular component (GO): ATP-binding cassette (ABC) transporter complex
Source: RefSeq, a predicted model, not a curated record
CCGCCCAAGAGCCUGUGGCGCACCAUUGCGGCGGUGGUGCUGGGCGGCCAAGCGCUAGUGCGCAUCCUGCAGGGCAAGAUCCACUGGAAGAACACGCUGGACCAGCUCAACAUGGUGGGGCCGCGCUCGCUGGGCGUCUGCCUGCUCACAGCCGCCUUUGUCGGCAUGGUCUUCACAAUCCAGUUCAUCAGAGAGUUUGCCAAGCUGGGGCUGACGCGGUCGGUGGGCGGCGUGCUGGCGCUGGCGCUGUCCCGCGAGCUGACGCCUGUGGUCACCUCCAUUAUUGUGGCGGGACGCGUGGGAUCCGCCUUUGCCGCAGAGCUGGGAACGAUGCAGGUGUCGGAGCAGACCGACUCGCUACGCGUGCUGGGCUCAGACCCGGUUGAUUACCUCAUCACGCCCCGCGUGAUGGCCUGCAUGGUCGCGGGCCCCAUCCUCAACCUGCUCUGCUUCUGCAUGGGCAUGGGCGCCAGCGUGCUUCUUGCGGACACUGUGUACAAUGUGAGCUGCAACGUCAUCCUGGAUUCCGCCAUGCGCGCCAUCAGCUCCUGGGACGUCAUCACUUCCAUGAUCAAGUGCUGGGUGUUUGGCACCAUCAUCGCCACGGUGAGCUGCGCCUGGGGCUAUACGACCACGGGCGGCGCCAAGGGCGUGGGCGAGAGCACCACCUCGGCCGUCGUCAUCUCCCUGGUCCUCAUCUUCGUGUUCGACUUCGCCCUCAGCCUGCUUUUCUUUUCUGGACAAGGCGACGCCCUUAAAGCCUGCGUG